AUGCUUGAGGUGUUUCGAGCGACCACUACGAGUGGCGUAAACAAAUCUACGAGCUCCCAAGCAGGAGACGAGAACCCCAAGGUGGGAGGACGUCUCUCAGGAACAAACAAACAACCCCUUAAGGAGGGCGUAUUGCCCAACACCAAUCAGUUCCUCGAAAAGAAGCUCCCGGGAUUAAAGACCCAGGGAAGAAACAUCAGCAGCGCAGGUCCCGGACCCUACAUCGUCUCCCACGAUCAGCCAGGAUCAUCCCUUGCAUAG
Messenger RNA from Penicillium samsonianum, 261 nucleotides. RefSeq lists its product as uncharacterized. The record is from RefSeq and is a predicted model, not a curated record. The transcript is spliced from 2 exons. Lineage: Eukaryota; Fungi; Ascomycota; Eurotiomycetes; Eurotiales; Aspergillaceae. Bases 1 to 261 code for a protein of 86 amino acids.